AUGGACGGGCUGACGGGAGUACAAUUGAAGUUUGCUCAAAAGGCGUACCAGCUGUUUGGCGUGAGAGAUUACCCAGCCGACUUGGCCGCUUUCCUUCGUGUUUUCUCGGCGUGCCUGGCGCACAAGCUGGCGUCCGCUCUGCUCAACAGGGUGGCGGUGUGCCAUUUCGUGAUGAAGCAGUGGAACGCGUGCGAGGCGUGCACUCGACGUGCGCUCUCUGUUCAUGCGACAGGGCGCUACCCAAGUGCACGACGACGGGUGCGCGUGUUCAUCUCACAGGAGCGCCUCCGAGGGCCGCAGCAGGCAAUCAGCACAUAUCGUGAUGCCAUCGAUGGGGCUGCCGAAGUGGCUGCUGUGAAAGCGUAUGCGAACUACACCAGCUUCUAUGCUGCCCAUCAGUACGGCACAGCUCUUAAGAGUCUGGAGGUAGUGUUGUGA
Molecule: messenger RNA, 438 nt
Organism: Leishmania braziliensis MHOM/BR/75/M2904
Lineage: Eukaryota; Euglenozoa; Kinetoplastea; Trypanosomatida; Trypanosomatidae
Product: putative chaperone protein DNAj
Exons: 1
Coding region: 1-438 (145 amino acids)
Source: RefSeq, a predicted model, not a curated record